Molecule: messenger RNA, 3432 nt
Organism: Fonsecaea erecta
Lineage: Eukaryota; Fungi; Ascomycota; Eurotiomycetes; Chaetothyriales; Herpotrichiellaceae
Exons: 5
Coding region: 1-3432 (1143 amino acids)
Biological process (GO): nuclear-transcribed mRNA catabolic process, nonsense-mediated decay
Cellular component (GO): cytoplasm; exon-exon junction complex
Molecular function (GO): RNA binding; protein binding
Source: RefSeq, a predicted model, not a curated record
AUGGACCGCAAGCGCAAGAGAGAACUACGUGACCUAAACCUGCGCGUCUGGGCAGGCGCAAAGGAUGUCUAUGAAGUAGCAAAGUCACUCGAUUCGUCACUGAAAAAAAAUACAGCGUUUAUUAAACGACUGCGAACCGGGCUAUCGUCUGCUGCACAGGAUACCUUUCUGUCCGAGAUCCGCACGUUGUCCCUACAGAAAUACCUCUCCGAGAUCACAACGGCAACGGUGGAAGGAUUGGGGAGGCUCAAGACUGCGAGUGAGAUUGCCACAGGUGUCGAGGUUGUCAGUGCACUACAUCAAAGAUUUGGACCCCAAGAGUUUACCAAGCAGCUGGCAUGGCUUCUGGGCAAGGGCUUAACGAGUCCUGAUAAGGCGCAGUUGAAAUUGUGGACUCAGGAGGUCCGCGAGCGAGAAGAGAAGGAGCGCUUGGUUCGACACCGAGUACUCCUUCGCGUCGUCACCGAAUUUUGGCUGUGCGGUAUUCUUCGAAGCCUGGACGACGCAGAUCGACCAGAUGAAGCUAUGUCGCGAGGCAAAGACGCCGCUUCACAACUUGAGUCCAAGGCAAAGCCGAGCACAAAUGGCAUUCGCUCCGACGGCUACGGUGAGCAUGAGCCAUUCCCUCUGGAAGUCCUCAAGGACUUGUUAGGCCAUGACCCGGAGCAUGCGAACCUUAGUCUGGCCGUUCUUUUCGUGAAGAAUUUCGCCUGGGAUGUUCUGGGACUGAAGCUACCGUCUGAGGAAGGCCGGAAAACAGUCGACGGCGACGGCCAGGUUGUCGAGCCCGCAAAAGAGGGCGAUGGCCCUAUUGAUUCCCCUGAGGAAGACGCCCCCAUUACUCCCCUGCCCAUUCGACAGAGAUUCAUCAAUAUUUUGGAACGGUACUCAACGAGCGUCAAAGCCCACGCCAUCCGAGACCAGACGUCUCUCAACAACCAAAGCCGCCGCAACGCGGAGGCUUAUGUCAAAAGCGGUGAAAUCUUCGAAGACAGGCAAGCUAAUUUUGAGAGGCAGGUCAAGGCUCAAGAGAAGUUGGUUGCAAAUGCCCAAGUCCUUUGUGAUGUCCUAGGACAAGAAAUGCCAAACCUGGAGAUGAAAGACGGGGCGGAGACCGCUGCGUCAGGCAGCGUUGGGAUGAUCAAGACGGGUGACUACCUCAAGGGCCAAGGAGAAGGCGCCGGGAUUUGGGAAGACGAAGAGGAACGUCGCUUCUAUGAGAACUUGGUCGAUCUCAAAGGCCGAGUUCCGGGCAUUCUACUGGAGGAUUCCAAAAAGAAGCCUGAAUCAGACGAUCGUGGGGAAGCCUCUUCCGCAUCCGUUGAUGGCGGGACGAACAAGCCUCUGGAGAACGACGACCAGUCCACCGCCAUCACGAACAAGACGGUCGGAGCUCAAGUCGAUGCCAUUCUCCUGCGCCUGCCAGAAAUGCAAACCAAGGAUAUGGUCGAUCAGGUGGCUCUGGACUUCUGCUUCCUAAACUCCAAAGCCUCCCGAAACCGUCUGGUAAAGGCUAUCCAGGAAGUUCCCAAGGGUCGGAUCGAUCUGCUCCCUUUGUAUGCACGACUUGCCGCCACUCUCGGGCAGUACAUGCCCGAUGUCGUACAAGGCUUGAUCGCGCAUCUCGAUGACGAAUUCCGAAGCCUCCAGAGGCGGAAAUCCAAAGAUUUUCUGGGGCAGAUUCGCAUGGCCAAUAUCCGUUACUUGGCUGAACUCACGAAGUUCGGGAUCGUCCCAGAGCACGUCAUUUUCCAUUGCUUCAAAGUCAGUCUGGACGACUUUUCGAGGAUGAACAUCGAGAUCAUCGCCCAUUUGCUCGAAAACUGCGGUCGAUAUCUCCUGCGCAAUCCGGAGACCUCUCCUCGGAUGGCAUCUUUCCUCGAGACGCUGAAUCGGAAGAAGACCGCACAGCACAUGGGGGCUCAAGAGCGCAUGCUAAUCGACAACGCUCUAUACUAUGUUGACCCUCCCCAGCGGGCCGCAAUACAACAAAAGGAAAGGACGCCGACAGAACUCUUCGUCCGGCAACUGGUAUAUGUGGACAUGACCAAACGCAACUACAUGAAAGUUCUCAAGACCAUCCGAAAACUCCAUUGGGAAGAGAAGGAAGUUGUCCAGAUGCUAGAGAAGAUUUUCAGCAAGCCGGGAAAGGUCAAGUUUAGUAACAUCCAUCUCCUGGCUGUUCUGCUUCAGGCACUUUUCCGUUAUCAUCAGGAUUUUGCCAUUAUGAUCAUAGACAACGUCCUGGAACAAAUUACUCUGGGGUUGGAGCAGAACGACUUCAAGUUCAAUCAGCGAAGGGUGGCCGAAGUUAAGUACCUCGGAGAGCUCUACAACUACAAGAUGAUCGACUCAGCGGUAGUGUUCGACACGUUGUAUCGGAUCGUGACGUUCGGUCAUGACGGCGGAACGCCCCAGCCCGGAGGCUUCACACUUUUUGAUCCCCCUGACGAAUUCUUCCGCAUCCGAUUGGUGUGCACUCUCCUCGACACCUGUGGAAUCUGUUUCGACAGAGGUAGUUCCCGCAAAAAGCUCGACUUCUUCCUGACCUUCUUCCAAUACUACAUGGCUACCAAGGAUCCACUGCCCAUGGAUAUUGAAUUUCUGGUGCAGGACACCUACUCUCUCGUCCGCCCCAACUGGAAGCUGGUUACCGAGCUUGAAGAGGCAGCCAAACUCUUUGGUGAAGCCAUAAACGCGAAUUACAGACAGCGGGAUAAAGGUGUGGAGCAGCUGGAAGACAUUGAAGACUCUGGCUCUGAGGAUGCACUCGGCGAAGCCGAUGGUGAGCUUGAAGCCGAGAUUGCGCGAUCGUCAGAUGAAGAAGGCGAGGCCGGUGCAGAAGAGGACACAGGCGAGGAGAAGGAGGACGUGGACUCCGACGAAGAAGAACAGAUUGUCGUCCUGCGUCAAGAGGAGCACCUGGAUCCGGAGGCUGAGGCCGAGUUUGACCGAGCGUUCGAAAAGAUGAUGGCUGAAAGCCUGGACUCCCGCAAAUUUGAGCGCAAGACGCACUUCGACACAAAGACAAUUGAGUUACCCUCGGACUCGAGCUUUGCCGUCUCGAUGAAGUCGCAGCAAGCCGCCGAAAGGGAGGAACAACAACGCAUCAAGAACCUGGUCCUGAAUUACGACCUGCGUGAAGACGACCAACACGACGGUAUUUCCAAUGGAUUUCCUUGUGGCCCUAUUGUACAACCUCCGCUGGAGAAGAACCCCAAUACUAAAGGACUCAACUUAGGACCCGAUCACUACAAUCCUUCCCUCAGUCGUGCUGAGAGGUCGGGACGCAACGCGCCCCGAGUUAGAAGACUCAAUCUGAGCGAUGUGGACUGGUACGGUUCCAAGAAAUCACGACCCCAAUCGGCAACGUGCGAGAAAGAGGCGACCAACGGCUCUCGUUCACCGCACAACCAUCCCUUCGUUACUUAA